This is a messenger RNA of Homarus americanus (American lobster), 1346 nucleotides long. Its product is annotated as thioredoxin, mitochondrial-like. The record is from RefSeq and is a predicted model, not a curated record. The coding region runs from base 371 to 841 and encodes 156 amino acids. Gene Ontology annotation, cellular component: cytoplasm. Gene Ontology annotation, molecular function: oxidoreductase activity. NCBI's taxonomy places the organism in Eukaryota, Metazoa, Arthropoda, Malacostraca, Decapoda, Nephropidae. The transcript is spliced from 3 exons.
UAGUUUACGUCACUCCCGAAGUUGUUGUUGUUCUUCAUGUAAACAAACACUGUCUGGAGGUGGAGGACUGGCCUUGGUGAUUGAUCAUCUCUUCAUACCUCGAGUGGUUAUAGUGCUGAUCUUAGGCUUGUCAGCACUUGCUGCAUUUGGAUCCAUUAUUGGAGACUGGACUGAGCCUAUAUUAGCAAAGCCACUUAAGAAAGUCAAGCUUUAAGAAACAAAGAUUCUCUCUGUGGCUCUUAUAAUAUUGAUGGAGAAAGGUUUGAUUAGUACAAAACAAUAUUGGUAAAUAACACCAGAGCUAGCUGAGACUGUGUAAGUAAGUUUAAUAGUCUUACUUGUACACUGUAAAUUUUUGCCUCCUAACAAUAUGACUUCCAACCCAGCCAUGUGCAAGUUUCUACAGAGGAUCCCAGUUAGGAGUCUCCUGAGUAUUUCUACUCAAGGACAGCUUGUAACAGCUUCCCCUGGAAGCAGGAACUUCCAUCAAAGUGAACCCCUAAUGGAUAUAUUUGAAAUACAAAAUGAAGAUGAGUUCAAGAAUAAAGUCAUGAGAAACUCACUGCCUGUAAUUGUUAAUUUUCAUGCAGACUGGUGUGAGCCAUGUCACUCCCUCAGGCCUUUAUUGAAGAAAAUUGCAACUGAAAACGUUGGUCAACUGCAUCUUGCAGAGGUACUGGUGGAUGAGCAUGCAGAGCUUCUUCAAGCGUUUGAAGUUACAGCGGUACCGGCUGUACUGGGAAUUCACCGAGGGAUGGUUAUUGAGAAAUUUGUUGGUCUUGUGACUCAUAAGGAAGUUAAAGGAUUUGUAGAGAAAUUGUUACAUAAAAACUCUGAGUGAAGUAUAUAUCCCUAGAGCAAUAUUUUAGUCAUGUUUAUUGUACUGUAGUGCCAUAUUUUACUGUAGGACGGCCAUGAUGAAUUACUAUGAAAGACAUAAUGAAAAUCUUUUGAUAGAAGUACAGAUUUGGGUAUUUUAAAGUUUGUCUUCCAUAAAUGAAAUGUGUCCAUAUACGGUAUAUAUAUAUAUAUAUAUAUAUAUAUAUAUAUAUAUAUAUAUAUAUAUAUAUAUAUAUAUAUAUUCUAAUUAACAUGGAUUAUUUAGAACACAAAGUGAUCAUCUUUGGAGCCUUUAAUGGAGAGACCAGUCUCAAUAUAGUACUGUAAGUGUUGAUAGCAUGCUGUAAAAUAAUGUAUAGAUUUUUGUUUGUUGUAAAAAAUAUCCUUGGUUUACAGUACAGGUUGUACCUCUCUAGUCCGGCAACCUCGGGACAUGACCGGUGCCGGACCAUGGAAAUUCACCUUUUUCCUGGAUAGAUAGUGACUUGUGCUUAUGCUUGGAAGCA